CAGUGUGGCCACGAAGCAAACGUGCCACGCGUCAUGUUCCAACUGGCCAGGCUGGAGGAUUGCCACGCGUGUCUCACCUGGUUGUGGGUUCCACGCGUACAAGUGGCGGGAUCCGUGAUCGCAUCGCUGCCGUUCAUCACCAUCACCGCGCAGCAUCGAGGGCGAAAAAUAACCUUUAUUAUACAUUGGGAAAAGAAUAAUAUAAGAUAAUAUUUUUCUCGUCGAUUUGGGGUUUCGACUUUCGACGAUGGCGCCUCCUCCCUCUUCUCGACCCUUUCUCUCUCUUCGUCACUGAUCGAGGUUGUGUUAGGGAUACCACGAUCCCCCAGUCCUCGUCGCCGUCGUCCAUGGCCGACGACGGUAGCGGGCCUCCCGCCGCCACCGUGCACAUACGCUGCUCCAACGGCUCCAAGUUCUCCGUCCAGACGGCGCUCGACGCGACGGUGGACGCGUUCAAGGCCGUGGUCGCUGGGAGCUGCGACGUGCCCGUGGAGGAACAGCGGAUGAUCUACAAGGGCCGGGUCUUGAAUGACGACCAAACGCUCGCGAGCUACGGUGUGGAAUCAGAUCAUACCAUUCACUUAAUUCGUGGUUCUGCUCCUUCAGCCAUGUCAGUUAACACAGAAGUGCAUAAUCAAGGACCUUCAAGGACAUCAGAUAGAAACUCAGCAUCAGGUUUUUUUGGAACUGGAAUUCCAGAAUUUGAUCAAAUGCAGCAGCUAACUCAGAACCGUAACGUAACGAGGGAAAUUAUGAACUUGCCUGCGAUUCAGAACCUUAUUAACAACCCUGAUAUCAUCCGGAGUUUUUUUAUGGACAAUCCCCAAAUGCGUGAGAUCAUUGAUCGCAAUCCUGAUCUUGCACAUGUUCUCAAUGAUCCAAGCACUCUGCGGCAGACACUUGAGGCAGUAAGAAACCCUGAACUCAUGAGAGAGGUGAUGCGUAAUUCUGACAGGGUUAUGAGCAAUAUUGAAUCUUCUCCAGAAGGAUUCAACAUGCUCCGACGCAUGUAUGAAACUGUUCAGGAGCCAUUCUUUAAUGCAGCAACUAUGGGAGGAGACUUAGGUGGUAAUGUGGGUUCCAACGCUUUUUCAGCUCUUUUGAUAAAUCAGGUUACUGGACAAGACAGUGAAAGAUCGUCGAACUUAACCACUAGUUCAGGACUAACAACUGGUUCUGGACCAAAUACCAAUCCACUCCCCAAUCCUUGGGGCAGCAAUGCUGGAGGGGCUCAGCCAGUAAUUACAAGGUCAGAUCGUGGCAGCACAACUGGCAUCCCUGGAUUAGGUGGGCUUGGUUCACUGGAUAUGGAACACAUGGUUGGUAUGUUGCAGGAUUCAUCCCAAUUAAGUCAGGUUUUGCAAAAUCCUGCCAUGAUGCAGACGAUGCAAAAUCUUCUUUCUGACCCUCAGUAUGUCAAUCAGAUGCUUGAUUUAAAUCCCAACAUGCGUGGUCUGUUGGAAUCCAAUACUCAGUUAAGAGAGAUGCUGCAAAAUCCAGAUUUUCUUUGCCAGCUUAUGUCUCCUGAAACUAUGCAGCAAUUGUUAUCCUUUCAACAGUCUAUGUUCUCCCACGUUGGUCAGCAGCAGUCAAGUCUGGAACAAGGGCAAACAGGUGGUGGUGUUGGCACCACAAACAACACAGGUCUCGAUUUCUUAAUCAACAUGUUUGGUGGACUUGGGGCUGGAGGUCUUGGUGUUCCCAACACUUCAAAUGGUCAUGGGCUUUAUUUUCAUCCUGGCAGUGCCACCGGAAGAGCUUUACGCGACUCAGCUGUCUCAGCUCCAGGAAAUGGGUUUCUUUGAUACUCAGGAUAACAUACGGGCGCUAACUGCGACUGCAGGAAAUGUACAUGCUGCCGUUGAGCGACUCCUUGGGAAUUCUGGCCAGUAACUUGUCUCAAAACGUUGGUAACUCACCUUUUUAGCAUGUCCUCCGUUCUGUGACUACGAUUCACCAGUUUCAGAUGCCUGAUAUAGCUUUCAUGUUCGCAAAUCACAUCUUCAAUCUUCAAUUCAAUUCACGGCACAAUUAAGUUUAGAGAGUCCAGAGGAAAUUGAACGGAAGCCUUGCUCGUCUAUCGAUUUAGGUAUUGUACCAGGUGAAUGGUUAGUGUGCAUACACAGAUGGUCGUAUUUUGAUCUAAUGAAUUGUGAAUAGUCAUAAUAUCUUGUUUUGUUCAAUAUUGUGAUGGUUUAACGUGGUCGCUACAUUCUCCUUA
Messenger RNA from Musa acuminata AAA Group (dessert banana), 2221 nucleotides. Its product is annotated as ubiquitin domain-containing protein DSK2a-like. Gene Ontology annotation, molecular function: polyubiquitin modification-dependent protein binding. Lineage: Eukaryota; Viridiplantae; Streptophyta; Magnoliopsida; Zingiberales; Musaceae. The record is from RefSeq and is a predicted model, not a curated record. Gene Ontology annotation, cellular component: cytosol. The transcript is spliced from 8 exons. Bases 348 to 1805 code for a protein of 485 amino acids. Gene Ontology annotation, biological process: ubiquitin-dependent protein catabolic process.